This is a messenger RNA of Racocetra persica, 280 nucleotides long. The record is from the annotation of a GenBank genome assembly. Lineage: Eukaryota; Fungi; Glomeromycota; Glomeromycetes; Diversisporales; Gigasporaceae.
UCAAGAAUGGGUUUUGUCUGCUUUUUCGAAACUGUCUGGAGACUGUUUGAUAAAUUCGUUUAAAGCCUUAAAAGUUAGAAUCUGUAAACAUUGUGGUCAUGAAUGCUCAACACCUCAAAAACUUCGUGAGCAUCUUAAGCAAAAAAAUCCAUGCAAACCAUUACAAGAAGCUAACCAACAACCUAUUGAAGAGGAUAUUCAAAAACCUGUUCAAGUGACUAUCCAAAAACCUAUUCAAAAGAAUAGAGACUAUAUUAGUCAGGAGGAGGCAGACAAAUAG